GUCUAUUUUCUUCUUCUACCCGGAAUUAGGGGUCUGCAAAACCAUCGACAACACGCUCUAAAGAAGCUGUGGCCGGAACACGUAAACUUUUAAGUCCACAGACAAAUCAUCGUCAUCGUUAUAGUCAAAUAAUUCAAGAUGCCAGUCGCUGUAGGUCCGUACGGCCAGACACAGCCAAGCUGCUUUGAUCGGGUCAAGAUGGGUUUCAUGAUGGGUUUUGCAGUAGGAAUGGCAGCUGGGGCCAUGUUUGGCACCUUUUCCUGCCUCAGGGUGGGCAUGCGAGGCAGGGAGCUGAUGGGAGGAGUCGGGAAGACCAUGAUGCAGAGUGGAGGAACGUUUGGGACCUUCAUGGCCAUCGGAAUGGGCAUCCGCUGCUGAGGCUGGUGGAGAACAGCCGUCUCCACCCUCUGAUAUUGUACAGCCAUGGGACUUUCCUAACUACAGCUUUGUCAUCUUCCCAGAUUUUCUCUAGUGCUUUUUUUUUUUUCUUAUAAAAUUUUUAAUUCAUCCAAUUAUUUUCAGAGGAGCUCAACUCUGCUGAUCCAACUGGAGCAAAAAUCUAACCAGCUUCAGUCCCCCCCAUAAACCUGAGAAUGUUGGUUUGAACAUCAUUUAAAUGAUAUUAGACUAAAAAAAGAACACAAAUGUAUCAAAAAGAUGUUUUUCCCCCAAAUUACAAUAAAAUUUAUUACAUAGUA
Nothobranchius furzeri (turquoise killifish) is the source of this 698-nucleotide messenger RNA. It is a transcript of the gene romo1, whose product is annotated as reactive oxygen species modulator 1. Gene Ontology annotation, biological process: protein import into mitochondrial matrix; protein insertion into mitochondrial inner membrane. NCBI's taxonomy places the organism in Eukaryota, Metazoa, Chordata, Actinopteri, Cyprinodontiformes, Nothobranchiidae. Gene Ontology annotation, cellular component: TIM23 mitochondrial import inner membrane translocase complex. The record is from RefSeq and is a predicted model, not a curated record.